This is a messenger RNA of Nicotiana tabacum (common tobacco), 1486 nucleotides long. The record is from RefSeq and is a predicted model, not a curated record. Lineage: Eukaryota; Viridiplantae; Streptophyta; Magnoliopsida; Solanales; Solanaceae.
GGAGUAGUAGGAAGUGAUCGAUAAUUAAGGAUGGCGUACAGAAGGAGGCAAGGGACGAGCAAGUCGUCAACGUUCAAGGAGGAGAGCAUUUUCCGUCCGCGUCCCGAUGAUGAUGAUUACUUAUCUUCUUCUUCUUCUUCUCUUGCCGCUCAGGCUAUUAAAGCCUCUGCCGCUCAUCGGGACUCUUCUCUCUCCUCCGCUUAUGCCGAUUCCGCUUUUCCCCAUCCUCAUCCUUCUCAGGCUGCUGCUUCCUAUGAAUAUACAUCACUGUCAAGUUCCAAUGAAGCCGGUGGUUUUUGGGAUGUUCUGUCUAGAAAAGCUAAAGCAAUUCUUGACGAUGACAAUAUUUCCCAGCAAUUCGAAGCUCCAGCCAGCAGCAUCCUUAAAGAAACCCAGCAUAAGCUCAAGCAGGAAUAUAACUACAACUAUUCUCUCAUUUUAUCCCCAUUUUCAAUACCUUCUUUCUUCUUAUUAUCGGCAAUAUCAGAACCCAAAUUUUCCAGAAAAGUGGACAAUCCUAAACUGCGUAAGGGCCUGGAUGCACUCACAUCGUCUUUGAACCACAUUGGUGAUACCAUCGGGAAUGCAUUGGAGGAGGGACGUACAAUUGUUGAGAACAAGACUACUGACAUUAUUCAAGAGACACGCAAACUGCAGAUCAGGAGAAAAGGUACCAACUUUGAGGAACAAAAUCAUGUUUCUAGCCUACAUAGCGCAUGGCAGCAAUCCUCAAGGCAAACGACUCAGCCACAUACACAAACCAAUCAUGAAGAUCAACUAAAGGCUUCUCGUGAUGUGGCAAUGGCAAAUGCUGCCAAAGCCAAGCUUCUUUUACGAGAGUUGAAAACUGUUAAAGCAUAUCUUGCUUUCGCAAAACUAAGGUGUUCUCAGCUGGGAGAAGAAAAUAAAGUCCUUCGAGAGUCUUGUGAAAAGGGAGACAAUCCUGCAGUUGAUGACAUGAUACGCCUUCAACUUGAGACACUAUUAGCAGAGAAGGCUCGUCUAGCACAUGAGAAUUCCGUGUAUGCUCGUGAGAAUCGCUUCUUAAGAGAGAUUGUGGAGUACCACCAAUUAACCAUGCAAGAUAUUGUGUAUCUGGAUGAGGGCAUAGAAGAAGUAACAGAAGUGUAUCCUAUACCUGCCGUCUCAAAGAUGCUUUCAAAUUCCCUUCCAGCACCUGCAUCCCCAUGUACCCCCUCGGAAGUACCCUUAUCAUGCAGCUCCUCAGUGACAGCUCUUGCUUCCAUUGCACCCCAAGUGGCAGUAGAUCAUGAAGCUCCACCAAGUUCCAAUAUUCCAACUUCCACGGGGGAAGAUUUGAGAAGUCAAUGAUUGCUGCUGGAGAGCCAGUCCUCACUUUCUUUCAAGUUUUAAUAUUAGUGUAGUGCCAUACCACUUUUUCUUCAUUUUUUUAUGAAGUUGGGAAUUGAAGUCCAAAAAGUCUUUUGUUUCUUUUUUCCUUUUUUGUUUCUUCUUGAUUGUUUAA